AUGAACAGAGACGCCAUCCUAGCUACCCUAAAACCCACACCGAAAACUGAACCACCAGAUACCACUUCCCUCCGUCACAAAGCCCACGCCAUCAUCUCCACUAUUGACUCCUCCACCAUCGAGCAGAUACCAGCCACUCUUCUCGACCUCCUCACGCAAAUCAUCAAACCUCUAUUCACAAGGACGAGACACCCGCAUUUAACGUCCACCGGGCGAAAAUCUCAGGUAGCCGCUCCCCCGGCCUCAAUUGCCAACCGGUUUCUAGACACGUCUGAUGGGUCCGGUUUCAAUGAUCCCCCCUGGAAAACAUCAACCCCCUUGACAAUACCGCUCCUGGAAUACAUUCUAACCAGCUACUCGGCCCUCCCUGCUGAGGAUGCCGACACUCCCAAGGAUACUCUCCGCGGACGGACCGUCGAAGCACACUUCCACCUCCUCGUCCCGCCUAUCCUCAACAUGAUCGACGAUGCGGCGCCCACGCCGUACAAGUCCGCCGGAUGCAAGUUUCUGGCCACGCUGUGCGAAGUCCUCACGUCCACCCAUUCCGAAAUUCUCAAGCGCUCGGGGCUAGCGGAUGUGAUGGUUGACGCUUUGAGGACGAAUUUCCUAACUCUCCCUACGUUGACGCCCGAGGAGGACAGCCUGGCGCUGCUGGGGGAGGUGUAUCCUGCGUUUUUGGGCGUCGUGGAUGCGCGGUUCGUGGUGCUUAUGCGUAAGCUUGGGUCUCCGUCGAUUCAAGCCAAGGCACAAGACGCGUCGGCAGGGUCAGACGUUGCCAAGGACGCCGACUUCAUCCCCUACCAGGCCAUGCUCACGCUAGUCUACAGACACGGAAUCAUGGCGUCUUUGGCACACUUGUCCGCGUCGAGCAACGCAGGGUCUGGAUCCCUCUCAAACACAAUCUCCGUGCCCCUUACCGUCUUGCUCCUAAGGCAGAUCCCACCCGUUUUUUCCAGAAUGGGGAUCCACUCCGUCACACAUCUCCGGGGCCUCUUGCCCACGCUGAGGGCCUCGUUGAUGGAUCCGUUUGUGUUAGCUGCGCCGGAUAUGGUAGGUGCGAUCUUGGACGUCGUGGACUGUGUCUGUGAUGUCGCGAGGGCGAGGAUUCAGCAGAAAUGGUGGCCCGAGGUGCUGAGAGGGUUGAUUGGGUGUUGGGUGAAUUGUGUGGAUGAGAAGGAGACAAUACCAGCUGGGAAGACUGCAGCGUCAGCUACGCACCUAGAAGACAUCAUGGCGCGGUUAAGGAGAAUGGUGAAAUCGCUGGGCGAGAUCGUCGACCCGAAUGAGUGGAGCGAGGUCAAGAAAACGCUGGUCGAGGAGGAAGACGAUUUGAGGGCCUUGUUUGGCGAUUGA
Cladophialophora yegresii CBS 114405 is the source of this 1353-nucleotide messenger RNA. RefSeq lists its product as uncharacterized. NCBI's taxonomy places the organism in Eukaryota, Fungi, Ascomycota, Eurotiomycetes, Chaetothyriales, Herpotrichiellaceae. Gene Ontology annotation, cellular component: cytosol; nucleoplasm; centrosome. The coding region runs from base 1 to 1353 and encodes 450 amino acids. The transcript has a single exon. The record is from RefSeq and is a predicted model, not a curated record.